GAGCGGCGGGGGCCCGGCCGCGGCGCUCCCGGGCGGGGAGGCGGGGUUGCAACCCCAAAACGGGCGCUUCUCGAUUUAUUUCAUUUCUUCCAGGUGACGCGACAUCCCCUCAGGCUGUAACGCGCCGACUCCAGAGUUUCCCGCUGCCGAGCAAGGAGCAUCGUCUCGGGAUGGGGGGCCGGCGGUCUCCGUUAGAACCGGGCGUACCGUGCCAGGCAGAAUUGUGGGGUGACCUCGGGGUGCUCGAAGAAGAUGAGGAGCUGGAGGGUUUCAGGAGGGAGGCGGAAGUUCUGCGUGAGAAGCUGAGGGAGGCUCUCAGUCAUACAUCUGGUAACAUAAGGCAGUCCAGUUCUUUGACCGACCUCACCUCAGACAGUACCUGGGAUCAGCAAAAGCCUCACUUGUUUCCUAAGUCCCGCUUGAGGCCAAAAAGCGCUUCAUCUCCCUGGAUUCCUUCCAUCACCAUCCCUCAGCCUUUCAAAAUGACACUGCGGGAAGCUCGCAAAAAGUCCGAGUUGAUGAAGUCAUACAUGUUUCUUGAACUAGACAAACAGAGAGACAAAAGGCAAAGCCAGGAUGAAGCUGAAUGCCAGAAACAAUUCCGGGCACAGCCUGUACCUGCCCAUGUGUUUCUGCCCCUUUAUCAGGAAAUAAUGGAGCAGAAUGAGAUUCGCAGGCAAGCAGCAACACAGAAAAGAAAGGAGCUGCUACUUUCAACACAGCGGCCCUUCAGUUUUCUGGAAAAGGAAGAGAAAAAGAAAGAAGCUAUCAGACAAAAAUUCCUGGCAGCAGCAACCCCAAAUGAGAGCUCCAAACAGAAGCAAGCCAGUAAAAAAGUUCCUAAAUCUACUUACGGCUCACUUCUUGGAGAUAAACUCAAAGAAGCCGAACUCUACAGAGAAAUCCGCAUUCAAAUGAGAGCAAAGGAUUUGCUCAAGAGCUCUGUAGCUCCUAUAGAUACCAGCAACUGUCGGAGGGAGCCUCAGUCCCGAACCGCCACCAGAACUAAGCAGGAAAGACUUGGCUUCUUACAGGAUAGAAGUUUCAGCUUCAAGCCAAGGAUUAAUCCAACAAUACCAGAUUUUGAAGAACUUUACUGGGCUUUUCAGAGGAAAACAGUAAGAAGACAAGAAAUCAAAGAGCCAAUUCGUAAUAAGCCAUUCAAGCUAAGAACCUCCAAUCUCCAUGCCAGGCAGAGGCAGGCUACUGAAAAGAUAAAGGAUUCUCAGAAGCUUUCCAAGGUUUCAGUGCAGAAAAGUCACUCUCUGCCUGGACUUUCCUCUCUCUCUUCCAACACCCUUCCUGUGUAUAUUACAGAUGCAACUAGAAAGAGGGAAUCAGCUAUUAGAUAUGCCCAAGAUAACAAAAAGGAAGGGAACAAAGAAGGAAUUUAUUGGCUGGAGAAACAGAAAAUGAAAUGUCAAGCUAUGCAAAAGUCUGUAAACAGCCGAGCAAAAGCACUGGAUCCUCAUAAAAGUCUGGAGGAAACACAAAAGGAGAAGUCAAAACAGAACAGGCAAAAUUUGCAGGACAGAGCAAAAGAAUACAGAAAGGAGCUGGAAGAAAUGCAGCUACGAGUCAAGAACAGACCAUUCCUCUUUGAACAGGUCACCAAGCGUGAUGCUCGUCAAGGAGCAGAGCGUCGCUACAGACGCACCCUCCAGCAGGUUGGCCUGAGUGAAGAAUUUGUAAGGAGAAAAGGGGAAGAUGCCACUGACUUGCUGGAAGAAGAAUCUGAUGUUCACAGGCUGCCUGAGCCUCGGGGUGAAAAGGAUGACUGUACUCAACAGGAAGCAGUACCUCAAGAAGAACAGAGCGCAAAGGGAGCGGCAACAUAGAAGCUCGAGAAAGAAUCCAUCAACCAGCUCUUGACUUUUUCUGUUCAAGAUUCUCCAGGUUAAUCCUCAGGAACUUAAUAGUUGAAGCUGACACCUAAGAAUUGCUGUGGGGUGAGAUGGGAGAAUUUAGUAAAGGCAAAAAAAAGCUGUUGUUUAGAGCAUGUCUUGUUCAGCCCAGCAAGCCCUGCAGCCUCCCUUAGUCUUCGAAAGUGUCCCUUGCCUGAGCUCUUUCCCUUUAAUGGGCAACAAAACAAGUUAAAGAGGUUGAAGUGCUAUCUUUGGAUAAAAGUAGAUAUGAAAGAUUGAAGAGGUGCAUCCUCUAGUGUCAACUCCUUGCAUUCAUGCCACAGAAGUACACAGGAAAGGGAAAAUGCUUUCCACUGUGCUAGAAUGCUUUCAAACAAGGUAUUUCUACAAAAACAAAUACCAGGAUUUGACCCACCCUGGGAGAAGACUCAAAGGGAAGUCUGCUUCCACUACCAGCUCUGCUUCUUCUCCCCAUUAGUAAGAAGCAAUACUCUUCCUAUAUUAAAAAAAUCCCCUAAGUUGCAUGAUUUGAAAGUGUUUCAACAUCUUAUCAAUUUAGGUCAUUAAUUUGACCCAAAAAAGAACCAAAGUUAUGAAGAAGGUUGUAAUUAAACAGUGCAUCACUUUGAAUUAUUGUUUUCCUAACUGUAUGACUACUGUGAUAUCAAAGAUGGAUUCUGGAGGAAAAAAGAUUAGAUAUUGCCUGCCAGCACAUUGCACUCAAAUGCCUAGUGCAUCUUGAAUGGAGGAUUUCACACUUUAGUGAUCUCCCUUUACCUGACACUAAAGACCAUUGCAAAAAUAAAAGUCUUUGCCACCUGGAAUGUUUUCUGAGAAUUUUGCACUUUGACAUUAAAAUAUUUUAAAAUUGA
This is a messenger RNA of Hirundo rustica (Barn swallow), 2737 nucleotides long. It is a transcript of the gene FAM161B, whose product is annotated as FAM161 centrosomal protein B. Gene Ontology annotation, cellular component: cilium. Gene Ontology annotation, biological process: cilium organization. Bases 171 to 1838 code for a protein of 555 amino acids. The transcript is spliced from 8 exons. Lineage: Eukaryota; Metazoa; Chordata; Aves; Passeriformes; Hirundinidae. The record is from RefSeq and is a predicted model, not a curated record.